This is a messenger RNA of Suricata suricatta (meerkat), 2087 nucleotides long. It is a transcript of the gene ADAMDEC1, whose product is annotated as ADAM like decysin 1. The transcript is spliced from 14 exons. NCBI's taxonomy places the organism in Eukaryota, Metazoa, Chordata, Mammalia, Carnivora, Herpestidae. Gene Ontology annotation, molecular function: metalloendopeptidase activity. The record is from RefSeq and is a predicted model, not a curated record. Gene Ontology annotation, biological process: proteolysis. Bases 27 to 1412 code for a protein of 461 amino acids.
CUUCUCAGCUACCGGCAGUAGGCACCAUGUCUUUCGUCCUACUUUCUGUCCUCUGGCUCAUCGCUCAAACUCAAGCAAUCGCCAUAAAGCAAACACCUGAAUUAGAGGUCUAUGAAGUAGUUCGCCCUAAAAAACUACACAUUUUACACAAAAGGGAGAUACAAAACAACGACACAGAGAAUGGCAAAGAGGAAAGAUAUGAACCUGAACUUCAGUAUCAGAUUACAUUAAAUGGAGAAGAAUUUGUUCUUCACCUACAAAAAAGCAAACAUCUCUUGGGGCCAGACUACACUGAAACGUAUUACUCACCCAGAGGGGAGGAAAUCACCACAAGCCCUGAGAACAUGGAGCACUGCUACUAUAAAGGACGCAUACUAAAUGAAAAGGAUUCUGUUGCCAGCAUUAGUACUUGUAAUGGGUUGAGAGGAUACUUCACGUAUCAUGACCAAAGAUAUAUGAUAAAGCCUCUGAAAACUACAGACCAAGAAGAACAUGUCAUCACAUUUAGCCAGGAAGACCUUGACCUGGCUAAUCACACCUGUGGUGUAAGAAGUGUUGGCAGGAAACCUGGCCAUAUCCGAACCUCUAGGUCACUCAAUAGCACAGAGCAAGAACACUUUCUUCUGGCUGAGAAAUACAUUGAUCUCUUUUUGGUGCUGGACAAUACCUUUUAUAACAACUAUGAGGGGAAUCUGACUUUGAUAAGAAGCUUUGUGUUUGAUGUGAUGAACCUCCUCAAUGUGAUCUAUAAAACAAUAGAUAUUCAAGUGGCAUUAGUAGGUAUGGAAAUCUGGUCUGACACUGAUAAGAUAAAGGUGGUACCCACCACAGGCGACACCUUUCACAACUUUAUGAAUUGGCAUCUUUCCAACGUGGGUAAAAUGAAGACUCAUGACCAUGCACAGUUACUCAGUGGAAUUAGCUUCAAGAAUCGACAUGUAGGAAUGGCAGCCUCGAAUUCCUUGUGUUCCCCAUCUUCAGUUGCUGUUAUUGAGGCUAAUAAAAAGAAUGUGGCUCUUGUAGGAGUGAUGUCCCAUGAGUUAGGGCAUGUCCUUGGUAUGCCUGAUGUUCCAUAUUACACCAAGUGUCCCUCAGGGAGUUGUGUGAUGAAUCAGUAUCUGAGCUCAAAAUUCCCGAAGGAUUUCAGUACAUCCUGCCGUUCACAUUUUGAAAGAUACAUUUUAUCUCAAAAACCGAAGUGCCUGCUGCGAGCACCAAUUCCUAAAAAUAUAAUAACAAAGCCAGUGUGUGGGAACCAACUUCUGGAAGUAGGAGAAGAUUGUGAUUGUGGCCCUCCUAAGAAAUGUUCCAAUCCUUGCUGUGAGGCCAUGACCUGUAAAUUAAAAUCUGAAGCCGAUUGUAGAAAAGACGCUCUGAACCAUACCACUGAAUCAAAACAUCUCCUGCACUGAGAUGCGACUUGUUGGGACAAGAAUCGAGAGAUCUAAACACACCAGGAAUCUUGUGUAUUUUCACUGUUGCGCUUAGAUGUAUUUUGCUUUUCAUUUGGCCUUAUACUUCUUACAUUUUGAUCGGUCUAGCCAACAAGUAAACAGAUGAAUUCAGAGAAAUUGCCUGUUUUCUAACACCUGAUAUUUAAUAUAUUUUUAAGGAUGGUGAAGCUUAGCUCUGCUCUUUGGGGAACAAAAGAAACUGGCCUUUGACCAAAACAGUUCAACUGUGCCGCUAAAUUAUGCAGGCUCAAUUCAGAACCGUAGAGCUAUGAGUGACUUAUAUUUUUACCCCACUCUCAUUUUACUUGUAUAGCCCAUGACAAAGUAAGUCCACUUGAUGAGAGAACUUUGGCAGAAGAAGGGGGAACAGAAUUCAUGUGUCAUUUAUUACUCCUCAGUAUUCCACUUACCUUGUUCUUAGAAGUGUAGUAUUUGUCUGUAUCACAUCAAGACUAAUUAUAUAUAAACAUUUUUCAUUUUAUCAUGUAUCAUCCUUUCUCACCAUCCAAUAUAAUGCUAAUUUUGAGAAGUCUUCAUGCUCAUAUUUUAAUUUAGCCAUCAAGGAAUGCUAUAUUCGUCUAUUGAUUUAACAUGCCCUGUACUGUCAGUGAAUAAAAUCACAAUUGUUUGAGA